AUGACAUACACUUCGCAUCGGGAAACGCAGGAAACAUUGCAAAUCCUGAACGAUCUGGAUCUGGACACCGAGCGAACUGAAGAAGAGCUGUACGCGAAAUUCGGUCUGGACGAUGCGUACCAAUCGGGCCAGUUGACUGUGUGGCAAAAAUUCAAACCAAAAAUCUGGAUGCUUUUUGACGAAUCCUAUUCCUCCUUGGGUGCAAAAGUAAGUUGGAUCCCCCCCCGCACUCUUACACACACACACACGAGCGCGCAUGGAACGCUUCUUGUUGGAUAUUUACACGACUAG
This is a messenger RNA of Echinostoma caproni, 291 nucleotides long. The record is from the annotation of a GenBank genome assembly. Lineage: Eukaryota; Metazoa; Platyhelminthes; Trematoda; Plagiorchiida; Echinostomatidae.